CUUGGUGACUACAUUCAUGACCUUCAUUCUGUCGGAGCUCAAAUUUUCUUCCCCCUUCUCUGUCUCUCAUUCGAUCACCGCAGAGAAAAUCAACAGAUGGAGAAGUUUUCCUUGAAGUUUUUAUUUCUUACCGUACUAGGCUUUCUAUCUUGCUUGCAAUCAACCAUUGGUAUAAGAUUUGUGAUAGACAGGGAGGAGUGCUUCUCCCAUUCAGUUCCAUAUGAAGGGGACAAAGUUCAUGUUUCAUUUGUAGUGAUCAAAGCUGACACACCGUGGCAUUACAGUGAUGAUGGUGUUGAUCUUGUGGUGAAGGGUCCGACUGGUGAUCAGAUUUAUGAUGCUCGUGAUAAGUUUAGUGAUAAGUUUGAAUUUGUAGUUCAGAGGAAAGGGGUCCACCGUUUCUGCUUCAACAACAAAUCCCCUUACCAUGAAACCAUUGACUUUGAUGUACACAUUGGUCACUUUUCCUACUUUGAUGAGCAUGCCAAAGAUGAGCAUUUAAACCCUCUAUUGGAACAAAUUGGAAAGUUAGAAGAAGCCCUUUACAAUAUACAGUUUGAACAACACUGGCUGGAGGCUCAGACAGAUCGCCAGGCACUUGUGAACGAGGGUAUGAGCAGGAGAGCAAUCCACAAGGCACUCUUCGAAUCGGCUGCCCUUGUAGGAGCAAGCGUUCUGCAAGUUUACCUCUUGCGUCGCCUCUUUGAACGGAAACUAGGCACCUCACGAGUUUAAGUCUUUCUUUUUCUUUAAUUAUUGUGCCAUUGAGUCCGGCAUUAUCUAAAUUGUUAUGGCUUAACGUGGUUGUUGAUUAUUAAGGUUGUAAUUGCACCUAUGAACUUGAGUCUUUGUGGAUCUUCUGAAAAUGUCUCACUCUUAUGAAUGCCCGUUCUCCGAGUCUUCGUAGAUCGAUUAUGCAUUAAAUGCAUUUUUUUUGUAGACGAAAA
Molecule: messenger RNA, 947 nt
Organism: Asparagus officinalis (garden asparagus)
Lineage: Eukaryota; Viridiplantae; Streptophyta; Magnoliopsida; Asparagales; Asparagaceae
Product: transmembrane emp24 domain-containing protein p24beta2-like
Exons: 5
Coding region: 97-735 (212 amino acids)
Biological process (GO): Golgi organization; endoplasmic reticulum to Golgi vesicle-mediated transport; intracellular protein transport
Cellular component (GO): COPII-coated ER to Golgi transport vesicle; endoplasmic reticulum-Golgi intermediate compartment; Golgi apparatus
Source: RefSeq, a predicted model, not a curated record